UGGUGCUGAAUUGGUAAUCAUUCGUACGACAUGUCGUCAUUUAGUUGUUGAAUCUAGACUGAGGGCGGAAUCAAGGCAGUGACCCAAUCGAUCUUCUCUCAUCCUCCAUCUUGUUUUUGAUUUCCUUCCCAAUUCCGUCGAAGUGAGCUUCUUCAGCUUUCUACAAUUCCACUUUGAUCGAAGGUAAAAACACAUGGGGAGAGAGGUAGCAGAGAGUUGCGUUGACAGUCUUUUGACGGAAAUGGUUUCCACUUAUUGCCAUCGAUUCUACGCCAAUAAGCCGGAGCUAGCCGCCCGUCGCAUCGAGGCAAUUGGUUAUCAGGUUGGCCAUCAGCUCUCCGAACGGUAUACGAUGGAGCGGCCUCGGUUCACGGAUCAUCUUGAAGCAAUCAAAUUUAUCUGCAAGGACUUCUGGUCCGAACUCUUCAAAAAGCAAAUAGACAACUUGAAAACAAAUCAUAGGGGCACCUUUGUCUUGCAAGAUAAUCGAUUCCGCUGGCUUACUCGCAUGUCGGUGGAUCCUCAAAAUGAAUCACAAGAUAAUUCUGCAGAUGGUGAAAACAAGGUAGCUCAAGCAACAAGCAUGCAUCUAUAUUUCCCAUGCGGAAUCAUAAGAGGUGCUCUUUCAAAUUUGGGAAUUCCUUGUGCGGUUUCUGCUGAUAUUUCAAAUCUUCCAGCAUGUUCAUUUGUUGUUCGUAUAAAGGCCUGAUGAGAAGUGUAUCAAAAAGUAGAGAUUUUAUCUUUGGGAUAUGAAGACUUGGUAGAUCCUUAACACCACCCUCCAGUUGCAAUCCUUUCUGUUUUGUUUCCUUUUCUGCUUUCUUUAUUCCUCUAUCUUCUCCUAGUUCACAAAACUCUUAGCACAAAAAUCUGUUGGACAAACGUUUGUUGUAUGAAAGUCAAUAGCGAAUACUUUUCAGAAUUUCAUGAUUGUAGAGAUACAUUGAGGUUUAUUUUAUAUUAUACCAUUUGGGAGGAUUGGUUCAUA
This is a messenger RNA of Cucumis sativus (cucumber), 988 nucleotides long. Its product is annotated as trafficking protein particle complex subunit 6B. Lineage: Eukaryota; Viridiplantae; Streptophyta; Magnoliopsida; Cucurbitales; Cucurbitaceae. The transcript is spliced from 4 exons. Gene Ontology annotation, biological process: endoplasmic reticulum to Golgi vesicle-mediated transport; regulation of GTPase activity. The record is from RefSeq and is a predicted model, not a curated record. Bases 194 to 709 code for a protein of 171 amino acids. Gene Ontology annotation, cellular component: TRAPP complex; cis-Golgi network; trans-Golgi network.